AUGGCGACACUUAUCUUCCCUACUGAAUGGAUCAAAAACUGGGAAAAAUCAGGAAAGCAUGAGUUCGUACAGCUUUGCAAAGAACUAACAGCGAAAACAAAUCAUGGAAGUGAAAGCAAAGACAUCCAGGCAGCCUUAUACGAGCUCUGCUCACAGGUUGUACAGGGCAAUCUUAAAGUGGAUCUUGUUGCCAAUGUUCUUGGAGAAAUAAUGGAACUCAGAGAUGACAUGUCAUCAAUGUUAGCUGAUGUUUUCAGUAUAUUGGACUUGGAGACAAGUGCUCUUGAAGAAAAGAACAAGCGUGAAUACUACACACAACUAGCAGUAGCCUGUUUGAUAUUUAUUCCUGAAGUCAUUCUCAAAGAGAGGCUUGACCCUGAAACACUGGAGUCUCUUGGUUUAAUAAAGCAGGCCUUUCAGUUUAAUCAGAAGAUUGUAAAAAUCAAGACUAAACUUUUCUACAAGCAACAGAAGUUCAACUUGCUUAGAGAAGAAAAUGAGGGCUACGCCAAACUAAUAACAGAGUUGGGCCAAGAUCUUUCAGGAAACAUAACUAGCCACAUAGUUCUGGAGAGCAUAAAGUCCCUCAUAGGUUGCUUUAAUUUGGAUCCAAAUCGUGUUUUGGAUAUAAUUCUUGAGGUUUAUGAGAGUCGUUCAGACCAGGAUGAUUUUUUCUUGUCCCUCAUCAAGUCGUAUAUGUGUGAACACCUCACUCUAUGCCACAUUCUUGGAUUUAAAUUUAAAUUUUAUCAAGAGCCAAAUGAGGAAACACCCAAGUCACUUUACCACAUCGCUGCUGCUUUACUGAACCAUAACCUUAUCCAGCUGGAAGAUCUCUAUGUACAUCUUUUGCCUGUUGAUGCCGCAAUCAUAGAGGAACAUAAACGAGACGUGUCGGAAGCCAAGCAAACUGCUCGCAAACUUGUGAUGGUCGUUCUUCCUUCAGAGAAAAAUGAGGAUAAGGAUAAGGACAAGGAUAAAGAUGAUGACAAGAAUGAAAAGCCGGCUGACAACCAGAAGCUUGGACUCUUGGAAGCAUUACUAAAAAUCGGAGACUGGCACCAUGCCCAGUGUAUUAUGGACCAGAUGCCUUCUUUCUAUGCUACUUCUCACAAGGCCAUUGCUCUGGCGCUUUGCCAGCUUGUUCACCUAACUGUUGAGCCACUUUACAGAAGAGCGGGAGUUCCAAAAGGGGCCCGGGCGUCUGUGAUAAAGCCAUUGAGGAACAAGCGCGCCCCUCGCCCUGCAGAGAACUUUGAGGACCUACGGAGGGACACAGUUGGCAUGCUCGGUUAUCUGGGUCCUCACCUGGCACAUGACCCAAUCCUCUUUGCAAAGAUAGUGCGCUUAGGAAAAGGUUUCAUGAAAGAGUAUCAAAGUGAUGUUAGGGCUGACAAAGACAAGUUGGAAACACUUCUGAGUUGUUUCCUCAGUGUUGCAGACCAGGUGCUUCUGCCCUCUCUGUCACUGAUGGACUGCAAUGCUUGUAUGUCAGAAGAACUGUGGGGUCUUUUUAAACUGUUUCCGUAUCAGCACAGGUACCGAUUAUAUGGACAAUGGAAGAACGAGACUUACUUAAGCCACCCAUUGUUGGUUAAGGUCAAAGCUCAGGCCAUUGAAAGAGCCCGAUACAUAAUGAAACGACUGACCAAAGAGAAUGUGAAGCAGUCUGGAAGACAGAUUGGCAAAUUGAGCCACAGCAAUCCCACCAUAGUCUUUGAUUAUAUGUUAUCUCAGAUCCAAUGGUACGAUAACCUUAUAGUCCCUGUUGUUGACUCUUUGAAAUUUCUCACAUCACUCAACUAUGACGUCCUGGCGUAUUGCAUAAUAGAGGCUCUUGCCAAUCCUGAGAAAGAAAAGAUGAAGCAUGAUGACACCACCAUCUCCUCAUGGCUACAGAGUUUGGCAAGUCUUUGUGGGGCUGUGUUCAGGAAGUACCCAAUAGAGUUGGCUGGGCUACUUCAGUAUGUGACUAAUCAGCUUAAAGCAGGAAAAAGCUUUGACCUGUUGAUCCUGAAAGAAGUAGUGCAGAAAAUGGCUGGGAUUGAGAUCACAGAUGAGAUGACGUCAGAACAGAUGGAGGCCAUGACAGGAGGAGAGCAACUAAAAGCUGAGGGAGGGUAUUUUGGUCAAAUCAGAAAUACAAAGAAGUCUUCACAACGUCUAAAGGAUGCUUUACUUGAGCAUGAUUUAGCCUUACCUCUUUGUUUACUCAUGGCACAACAACGCAAUGGUGUAGUUUUCCUCGAAGGGGGAGAAAAGCACUUGAAACUUGUUGGUCAUCUCUAUGACCAGUGUCACGACACAUUGGUCCAGUUUGGUGGCUUUUUGGCUUCAAACUUGAGUACUGAAGACUACAUUAAACGCGUACCUUCUAUUGAUGUUCUAUGCAACCAGUUUCACACUCCACAUGAUGCUGCAUUUUUCCUGUCCAGGCCCAUGUAUGCCCACCACAUAGUGUCAAAGUAUGACGAGCUAAAGAAAGCGGAGAAAGGAAACCGUCAGCAGCAAAAAGUACACAAGUAUGUGGCGGCCUGUGAACAAGUAAUGAACCCAGUGCACGAAGCAGUAGUGUCACUCCACGCCACUCGAGUGUGGGAAGAUAUGCGCCCUAAUUUCUACGUGACGUUCUGGUCCCUCACUAUGUACGACCUGGCUGUGCCACAUGGUGCAUAUGAGCGUGAAGUCAAUAAGCUGAAAGCCCAGAUUAAAGCCAUCGAGGAUAACCAUGAAAUCCCAAUGAAUAAGAAAAAGAAGGAGAAGGAGCGAUGCACCGCAUUACAAGAGAAACUGCAAGAGGAAGAGAAAAAGCAGGCUGAACAUGUUCAGAGAGUGCUACAUCGUCUCAAACUAGAGAAAGAUAACUGGUUGUUGGCAAAAUCGACUAAGAAUGAGACGAUAACGAAGUUCCUGCAGCUCUGCCUAUUUCCCCGUUGCAUCUUUUCAUCCAUUGACGCAGUUUACUGUGCGCAUUUUGUUGAACUGAUUCACCAGCAAAAGACGCCAAAUUUUUGCACCCUCCUCUGCUAUGACAGGGUUUUUUCAGCCAUUAUUUACACUGUAGCCAGCUGCACAGAGAAUGAGUCUCACCGUUUUGGCCGCUUUCUCUGCUGUAUGUUGGAGACUGUGACCCGCUGGCACAGUAGUCGGGCUGAUUAUGAAAAGGAGUGUAGCAACUAUCCUGGCUUCGUGACCAUCUUCAGAUCAACUGGCUUUGAUGGAGGACACAAAGCAGACCAGCUGGACUAUGAGAACUUUAGACAUGUAGUGCAUAAAUGGCACUAUAUGUUGACAAAAGCUUCGGUUCACUGCUUAGAGACGGGAGAUUACACGCACAUUAGAAAUAUUCUAAUUGUGCUCACCAAAAUCCUACCUUGCUACCCAAAAGUCCUGAACCUUGGACAAGCUUUGGAGUUUCGUGUUCACAAGAUCUGUCUCGAAGAGAAGGACAAGAGGCCUGACCUUUAUGCCUUAGCAAUGGGUUAUUCAGGUCGAUUGAAAAGCCAGAAGGUGCACAUGGUCCCCGAAAAUGAGUUUCAUCACAAAGAACAGCCAGCACGUGCCGCCACGGUCGGUCAACAGAAUGGUCCAGGAGGCUCUGGAAAACCUGCUACCAGCACAAACAAGACUGAUGAUGGGGCAUCCGAGGAUGGUGAACGGGCCAAAGACAAAUCUCAGGGGACAACAAAACCAGUUAGCAAAGCAAACAGUACAACGGCCAAAGUGACUACCAGCAAUGGAAAUGGUGCUCUCAAUAGUACUAAAGGAGUGAAGGAUGAUAAGGAGAAAAGCGGCAAGGAGAAGAAAGAGAAGAAGGAGAAGACUCUAGUCAACACCCCUGAGCAGAAGAGUGAUCUGAGACGAGAGAAGCACAGGGACGAAAGAACAGGGAAAGAGGAUCGGGCUACACGCGAGGGUAAGGAGAAGACACCCAAGUCUGAGCGCGGGAAGAUGGAGGACAAGAAUACCAAAGAUGACAAGCCCAAAGCUGGCAAUGGCGAGCCUGAGGCAUCCAGGGAGUCCAAGAGUAAGGAGAAAGACCGCAGCGCUGCAGCUGCAGCCGCCAAGACUUCAGUCCCCAGGUCUGAGUUGGCUGAAUCUGAAAGGGAUCACAAAAGAAGAAAGCUUGACAGCCACUCCUCUCCAUCCCACUCCUCGUCUGUAAAGGACAAUAGCACCGAACUCAAGGAUUCCACAACCAAGCAUCCUAUCAACUACAAUUCAGUCGACCGAUCGAAGAGCAGAGAGAGGGAUCCAGAGAAGAAAGAGUCUCCUGGACGAAUGAAAGAGAAGAAAGAAGAAAAGGAUCGCAAAGAGAGGAAAAGAGACCAUGUCAUCAAUGACCAUGAGACCAGUCAGGAAGUCAAACGUCGGAAGGAUGAAAACGGAACAAAUUCAUCUAAAACCAGCAAGAGCACCAGUCCCUUGUGCGACUCUCCGCUUACAGUCGAGAAGGAGAAGAGCAAGAGACCAAAGUCUUCAAGUAAAGAAAAGGGAGACUCAGUGAAAACGGAAAGAUCUUCCACUGGAGGAAAAAAGGAGUCCAGACACGACAAAGACAAAUCUGAAAAGAAGGAAAAAAGGGACAGCACAGGCGGAAAAGAAGAAAAAAAGCAAUAUCCUUAA
Knipowitschia caucasica is the source of this 4626-nucleotide messenger RNA. The record is from the annotation of a GenBank genome assembly. Lineage: Eukaryota; Metazoa; Chordata; Actinopteri; Gobiiformes; Gobiidae.